GGCUCCAACCACAACAUGGCUGAUCAGUGCGUGGGAGGGUGGGGCGAAAUUCAAAUGGUUGUAGCUUGCUGCUGUACCUAAGAAUUUAAAGUUUUCAAUGUCCGUGUAAUUUACUUAUGAAAUUCUGUUUUACCUUCCUAUACAGUCAAGCGGACAACGAGUCGUGAAAUUCGUCUACCCUGUUAUCACGUAUGAGUGCUUGUGAUUGCUGAACAAUAUGAUUGUUUUACCUGAUGGCCUUGAAGAUUAGUCCUCUACGUGGCUCUGUACGCGACAAAGUGGAAACUUAGCUUACAUGGUUGGGGAAAACCCGAAAGCAAAUCAUCCAAUAACCGAAACUAAAAAAAAAAUUGCGGUUGAAAUCGAUACUAUAAAUCGAUACUACGUUGGGCUUGAAAAGGUGGAGUGCACAAACCAGUACACACAACAAGAGUUUGGACAAUGCAAAGCAAGUUUCAAUUUCAUUUUGGACCGCAACACUUUCUCGACUGGAGAAUUUAGACAUGGGAAUUUUAGAGCUGGCUACAGCAGCUGAGAUAAGAGAGUUUAACUCCAGUCACCAUGCACCCUGCCCGUCUACGUGAACACGUCAGGCACUUCUAGACCGGCCUCUGGUGGAGGAAAGUGGACCUGAGAACACCUGGCACCAUGGUCCAGUUCCAGCCUGCUGCGUGUUGAGCUCACAAACUGGAUCAAUAAGAGAAAGAAAAAAAUUUGAUGGCACUUACUUUUUUUCACGUUCUCUGUCAGCUUUGAUAAAACCCAAAAAAAAACAACUAAAAAAGCAACAAAAAAAAAUCAUCCCAAGAUUAUAGUGGUGUGGUGUUUGCCUAUUACAUAGGGUUUAGUUCCCCAGAAUUGUCUCAAAAGUUGAAGUAUCUGAUAAUGAAAUUUGAAACAGGAUUGAUUUUCUUGCACCUGAAGGGUUUACCAAUAGACCAGUUAUUUUCAUAACCUCAAACAAUCCAGUAGCUGGAUGAAUCAUGAGGAUAAUCCAGUUAUGUGAAAAGGAAUGAGUGUGGAGUUUCAUUUGUUUUAUAAUUUAAAGUAUAAUUCACUUCACAAGAAGAAGCAUUUCAGUAUUAUUCGCACUGUGCCAAAAAAGGAUUGUGAAUAUUUGUGAGGUAAAAUUCUCAUUGCCUAUCAAGAGGUAAAAGUCUGGAUAGACUGACUAGCCUAUACUCUGACUAGCCUAUACUCUGACUAGCAUGACCCAUUCUCCUAGAGAGCAGCCAGAUGAAAGCCCGCAGCACCAUGUAGUCCAUCGGCCGGCCAUGUUUGUAUCCACCCCUGGCUACCCAACCACAGAUAACAAGGAGAACAACACUGGCCUGCCCGCCGGAGAAAGGGAAGAAAGGCAGCAGCUGGCUCACACCUCUGUCCCCCCGAUGCAUACAGCAGAUCCAAGAGAAGAGUACUGUGAGGGUAAAACUGUCUUGUCUACCGAGGCGGUCUUCAAGCAUCCAAACACACUACAGGGAGUCCACUACCCACAGUUUCAUCAGCGCCAGGCUGGUUCCAGCCAAGAGUUCCAUGGCUCACCUCAGGCGUCUAUGACCGUGCGUCCGCGGCAUUUCUCCGGCGGAGAAUCUGCAUCGGAUCCUCAAGGAACUCGCUACACUCAGUUCUCAGAGUUUGCUGGUCAACCCGCCGCCAGUAUGAGUUACCCUAAAAAGUCUGAACCUUACCCAGAGUUCUCCCAGUCCUACAGGUGCCAGCAGAGUACCUGGCACACCACACAGGCUGGGAGACACCAAGAGCAGAUGAUGGAACAUUCUCAUCAGGCGGAACAUUACCAUGUUACACAGUCCUCUGAGUAUCAAAGACCUUCCAGGUCUAGCGGAGGUGAUUCUGAACUUACCUCGGGGUCCUACACUUGUUACCUAACUUUACCAGAGGCUUCUGGAUCCCAGGGUCAAGGAUUUAUUUCUCAGAAAUCUGGCAUGCCCAACUUGCCAGAGAUCCAGAUGAGCGAGCUAACAGAUAGUGGGAUGACGGCGCCGUGGCUCUCCCACACGCCAGAUAACUUGUCACCCACUGUGCAGAUUGUUCAAAAACUGUCCCAGGCGACAGUCAGUGACAGUCAGAACUUGGACAGUCCGUUGACCACUUCUUCAGGGAAUACCUCACCGCGGACGUCCACGUCAAUGGUGCUGCAGGUCCCUGGUCAAGAAAGGUCCCCAUCUCUGAGUCCCAUAAGUGGACACAAACACAGACAGCUGUUUGUGUUCCCUGACGUCAACCAGAUGCCAGGGAAAUCAUCUUUUGUGCCAACACUGGAGGCAGCCGGGUUGAAUGUGUCAGUUUCUGGGAUGAAAUCUGAUACCCAGAGGUGGCGCCAUGUUUCCUCUGGGAGCAGUGGUGACUCUUCUAAUGCAGGGGACAAUUCCAAUGUGGCGCGACCUGCUGUUAGCGCAAGCAGUGCCAAUGUUGUAUCUAGGGAAAGGUUUCUUAGUGGAGACACUGAUGUAGACGAUACCCUGGUGGACUCAGAGACCAGUUCCAGUGUUGUUGAAGACAGUGGCAGCAGCAGAGAACAAAGUCCGUUUUCAGGGACGGUUGAGCCUGGACGUACACACUCCCCAGGGAGUCGGAAAACUUCUCCCUUGAGACAUAUAGCAUCGCCGUCGGGUAGGAGAAGCCUUCACAGGCAGCAGGUUGUUAUGGGGGAUGAGGACUGUGAAGGAGUGCAUGAUGCUGAGCGUGGGCAUGGUGGGGAAGAUGAAAAACUGCAGCCUCCGAAGUUUAAACGCAGGCUACACCAAAGGUACGUCUCCAGCCUGAAGGAAGAGCCAUCGACCGGCUCGGAGCCUGGGUCUGACGGCUCCUUGUUGUAUGUCCACCCAGACUGUUCUGUUGACAUUAAACCCAUCCUCAAGCUUGAGACAGUUGGGGAUGAACUGGACGCGGUGGAGAGCUCCAUGCCCAAGAGUCCCAGACGCUCGUUAGCUGACGAGAGUUGCCGGGGCGACUCUCAUGACUUGAGCGCUGAUGAAGGGGACGUCUUCAUGGAGCCGGUCAGAGCCGCCCAGAAACCAAAGCCCAGGAACCAACAACAACCACUGGACCUAUCCCGCGCGCCUGUUGGCUCCUCACCAUUCCACGCCAUGUACAGAACCGCCUCCCUCCCCGAGUCAGAAACACCAACAAGCUCCCCCGGCCCCAAGUCUCACUACUCCCCCCUCUUCCGUUCCUCUCACAGGUUAAACUAUUCUCCACACGGGCUUCUCUCCCCCCAGUCUCAGUCCCCACUGUGUUCUGUACCAGAAGGAGGUAGGAUAUUCAGUUUCAACACAUACGAAGCCGUAGGAGCUCACUCUGAUACAGAUAUCAUCUCCCCCAGCCCCAUGUCCCCCAGAUUUUUCACAUUCCCAUCCAUCAACCCCUCACAUACCACCACCCCCCUACUGAACCCCAUGUCUGAGGUCAACAGACUAGCUGUCUCCCCUAGGGCCUUGUACCCCACCUCCCCCAUCCAAUUCUCUCUCAGGUCUAAGUCAGUGGCCCAUGUCAAGUGGGAGAACUUCCCCAAAAGAUCCUUCUCCGACUCAGACGUGGCCUACCAGUGCCCUGUGUGCAGUCAGGUUUUCCCAUCCAAUGACAAUCUAGCCAAGCACAUGGCCAAGCACCUGCCCACAGAAACCAUUCGCUCUGCUGACAACAACAAGAUCCACUACUGUAAGGUCUGUGAGAGAUCUUUCUCACGCUCAGACAUGCUGACACGUCACAUGCGCCUGCACACCGGGCUCAAGCCCUACGUGUGCAUGGAUUGUAACCAAGUGUUUAGCCGCUCAGAUCAUCUCAACACGCACAAGCGCACCCAUACAGGGGAGAAGCCGUAUAGGUGCCCACAGUGUCCGUACGCUGCCUGUCGUAGAGAUAUGAUCACCAGACAUAUGCGUACGCACUCCAAGCGGGCCCCGAAGCGUGGGCGUUACCUCUCUGUGCCAGACGAGGGGACUGAUAGGAAAAACUCUGAGGCUUCUGAAUCCCAGGACAUUUCAGUGGUCAGACCAUGCUCGUCUUUAUCUAGCAUUGAAAGUCUCGACCUUGAGAUGGGUCAAGGCCACAGGCGGUUGAUGCAGGCUAGUGUGGAAUCACUGCCGUCGACAGAUGACCCCAGCAACCAGGCCCGCACCUCCACCAGCAGUAAAGAAUCCGAAGACCUGGACGACUACGCCACCUUCUCCCCCACCCAGUGGAUGUCGGGGAGGAAGAUGAGCGAAACCGGACCAUUCCAAGAUCCCAGGACUCACCAGACGUCUGAAGAUGACCCGUACGGCCAUCAUGACACUAUAUCAGACACCCGACCCCAAGAGCCCCAGGGUUACAUGUACAGCCCAGGGCCCAAGCACCACCUCCACCAGCGAUCCCACCAGGGUGGGUCUCACUACGUGACCAGCGGCUCAGGCCCAUCUUCUGGCACCCCCAGGGACACAUCUUGAUGAGAGUUUCCUCUAAACCCUGGCUCGUACCAGACUUUCAGUACUAACUUUAAAUAAAACCAACGCGCACAUUGUUGAAGACUAGGAUUUGUACAGCCAUCUAUAUCAACCUUUCACACAACUUGCAUCAAGAAUAUUGUUGAACUGUUAUAACUAGCUACUUGUUUAUUUUUUAAUGCUUACAGCGUUCAUCUCGUUCAUGCACGGCCCAUUCCUGAUAAUCCACAACACAUUUUCUUACUUGUCAACACAGUAUUGCUAUGUUAUGAUUCAUUUGAUGUAGACCGGUAGUUUAAAAGAAAUCUUGUGUUAAAAUGAAAAGAUAAAAUGUUAAUUACCUAACCUUUUUAUAAGCCUUAAAUAAAGUAAUUAGUGCCUCUAAUUAUUUAGCAGAUGCCUGUCAAGGUAUCCAGCUAGCUUUAUUAUUCUUUAAUUAAUUGGGUUUUUGUUUUCUAUUUGAUUUGUCCACUGACUACCCUCCCACUAGCAAGGCUGUGACUCAUGCAGUUCUUACAAAUGUAUUCCCAGCUGUCAGUUGCUGUA
Messenger RNA from Physella acuta, 4988 nucleotides. RefSeq lists its product as uncharacterized. Gene Ontology annotation, molecular function: DNA-binding transcription factor activity, RNA polymerase II-specific; RNA polymerase II cis-regulatory region sequence-specific DNA binding. The record is from RefSeq and is a predicted model, not a curated record. Gene Ontology annotation, biological process: regulation of transcription by RNA polymerase II. NCBI's taxonomy places the organism in Eukaryota, Metazoa, Mollusca, Gastropoda, Physidae.